This is a messenger RNA of Pelobates fuscus (common spadefoot toad), 822 nucleotides long. Its product is annotated as nicotinamide N-methyltransferase-like. Bases 1 to 822 code for a protein of 273 amino acids. Lineage: Eukaryota; Metazoa; Chordata; Amphibia; Anura; Pelobatidae. The transcript is spliced from 4 exons. Gene Ontology annotation, cellular component: cytosol. Gene Ontology annotation, molecular function: N-methyltransferase activity. The record is from RefSeq and is a predicted model, not a curated record.
AUGGAAGGAGUAGACCAUAAACAUUAUCACAAUGAAGAGUUUGAUCACCAUCUACUGAUAGAUACCUAUGUCCGUCAUGAUGAGACAGACUCCAAAGAGGAACUGUUGAACAUGCCACUGCAAAAAAUAUUUGAGGUAUUGUCCUCAGGUACCGUGAAAGGAGAAACUCUGAUUGAUCUCACCAUUGCACCAGCCUUCGGUCAUUUAAUGAUUGCGGCUGAUUUCUUUAAGGAGAUCUUCCUAUUAGACUCAUCAGACAGUUCGCUAAAGGAAACUGAAAAAUGGCUAAAUAAGGAGCCAGGAGCUGUAGACUGGUCUCAUGGAGCCCACUUUUCAUGUAAACUUAAGGGUGUGAGUUGCCAUGAUGAGGAGCACAGCAGCGGUUUUGCAAGUGAACACUUGGAAGCUGAGGAAGAGAAAGUCAGAAGUAUUGUGAAACGUUGUUUAAAAUGGGAUCCCACCAAUGACAAUCCACUGGGUUCCGUCGUACUGCCUCAAGUAGACUGUGCAGUUAGCGCCUGGUACUUUGACGUCGCCUGUAAAGAUCAAGAGUGUUAUCGCAACAGCUUUAGAAAAUUCUCAUCCCUUGUGAAGGUGGGAGGUCACCUCAUUCUGUUUGCCAUUUUCAAUGGGACCUAUUAUACAAUUGGUGAUCACAGGUUUUCCUUCCUAAACUAUAAUGAAGAUUUUGUGAAGGAAGUUCUCCAAGAGAAUGGGUACAACAUUGUGAUUUGUGAAGUAUAUGAAAGCAAAUUAAGCACUGACUUAAUAGAUUAUAAACAGACUGGGUACAUUGUAGCUCGUAAGGAAAGAGAGAUUUAA